AUGAAGUCCACCGCUGCAUUGGUUGGCCUCGCCGCCGCCACCGCCACGCUCAGCAACGCCGUUUACGCCAAACAACAGCUCGAGGUUUCCCACGAGCCCAUCUCGCGCCUCUUCACCGCCGACGGAACCCCGUCUCACCCGCAUUUCCUCGCGUCCAGAUGGGAGACUUCCGAGCUGCCUCUCAGCUUCCGAAAGCGCGACCUCUCCGGCGUGGGUUCCAAGCGAAGCAACAGCGCCCGCGGCGAAAAAGAAUGCCGCUCCGACCAUGCCAAGAAGAACGCUCACAAGGGCCAGUACAAGCAGCACGAUAAGCACCAGCGCCACGGUCUUUUGGACUCGCUCGACCACCUCGGUAACAAGGUGACCAGCUGGAUCGAGGGCGGUAAGUACCACGACCACGCGCUCGGCAUUGUCAUCAACAGGGCCACCGAUAACUCGGCGGACAACGAGUGGCUCGUCAACGUCGGCUUCGGCACUCGUCCACAGACGCUCAAGAUGGUGUUUGACUCGGGCAGCUCCGACACCUGGGUCUACUCUCCCGCCUGCUGUUAUGCCAACAACCACACCUUCUUCGACCCCACCCGAUCUUCUACUUUCCACAACCGCACACUCGUCAACGGCACUGCACAAGCUGCAGCUGCUGGCACCCCCGGUCAGAAGUGGUCUGCCAGCUACGGCUCGGGCUCGAGCGCCUCCGGCUAUGUCGGCAUCGACGAUUUCACAUUUGGUCUGCAGAAGCUCAAGGUGGACCAACUGCCCGUGGCCCUCACCACCAGCAUUACCGGUGGCUCGCGUGCUUCGCGUGGUAUGGAAGGUAUCGUGGGUCUUUCGGCUGGCAGCGGCUCCAGCACUGCCGGGGAAUGGACCACACCCUUUGAGGCCAUGUCGUCGCGCGGCCUCAUCAAAGAGACCUACCUCACCGCUACGCUCAAGAAAGCCAACCGCAACACGGGCAAGGGCGGUGGAGGACGAUACACGUUCGGUGAGAUCGACGACCACCACCUCGCGGGCAACAUCACCUGGACGCGUGCCGUGUCGCCGUACCUCUGGGCGGGCUACUUUGAUCAGAUGACCAUGGGUGACCACCUGCUCGCCAUUGCUCCGGGCACCGACGAGCGACCGAGGCGCUUCAUGAUCGACACAGGCUCGGCGGUUUUCUACCUGCCCCCUACUAUCGUCAAGGAGGUCAACAGCCAGAUCACUGGAUCGUACGUGGCUAACUCGAGCAGCGGGCUGGCCUUCCCCUACCUCGUCCCCUGCGACACGGGUCUCAAACGCCAUGAAAGGACGGCCAAGAACCCGACUUUCAACCUGCAGAUCGGAGGCACCAACUUUACUAUCCCCAAGGAGGACUACGUGUUCUACGCCAACCAGCCCAUCCCUGCUUCGACGAUCGGCGGCAGGAAAGGUCUGUGCUACUCGGCUUUCCAGACGGGUCCGGCGCAGAUCUCGAUCAUUGGGCUGAGCUUCAUCAAGAACCACGUUGUUGUGUUGGAUCAGGGUGGUCGCAACUUGACCGUGUCGGUUCGCCGCAUGGGGUUGGGUCAACGCAGCGAUGUUCGUUAUGAUUGA
Sporisorium graminicola is the source of this 1572-nucleotide messenger RNA. RefSeq lists its product as uncharacterized. The record is from RefSeq and is a predicted model, not a curated record. The coding region runs from base 1 to 1572 and encodes 523 amino acids. Gene Ontology annotation, molecular function: aspartic-type endopeptidase activity. NCBI's taxonomy places the organism in Eukaryota, Fungi, Basidiomycota, Ustilaginomycetes, Ustilaginales, Ustilaginaceae. Gene Ontology annotation, biological process: proteolysis. The transcript has a single exon.